CCAAAGCAACAGUCGCCUGAGCUUUCAGAACGACAGUACGCAGAAGUGAACAGUGCUUGUUCAUUGUACAGGGUCAUCCUGGCUUCUGUGCUCCAACGCAGCUUCUUUCGUUGGAUCGGGGGUGCUAACUAUGAGCCUGGCUGCCCAAUGGAAUACAGACGGGUGAAUUCAGACAGCUGAGCAUCACUUGGAGGAAUCUAUCAUGCUUUGCCCGGGGAGAUUUUAAAGGAGGCAGUUUCCAAAUGUAAAGAUGCAAAAACGCACCAUCCAUGAAGAUCCUAUUACCUAGGAAGAACUUGACAUUCUGCUGCAACGGCUGUGUCAGGAUUUAUUUAUUCUUGGGGUGUUCUGCACGGCUGGCAAAGAAUAAUGUUCCAAAAUCCGUCCAUCUCCCAAGGGGUCCAAUUUUUCUUCCCGGGUGUCAGCAAGCCCUGACUCACCACAGAGCAGCUGACAGGGGCUGUCAUGCUUGUGGCACCCUAAGCAAAAGCAAAAGACCUAAGGACGACCUUUGAAAACACAAAGGAUGGGUUUCAAUGUAUUUAGGCUACUGAGCGGAUCAGCUGUAGCCCUGGUAAUAGCCCCUACUGUAUUACUGACAAUGCUUUCGUCUGCUGAACGAGGAUGCCCGAAGGGCUGUAGGUGUGAAGGCAAAAUGGUAUAUUGUGAGUCCCAGAAAUUACAGGAGAUACCCUCAAGUAUAUCAGCUGGUUGUUUAGGUUUGUCCCUCCGAUAUAACAGCCUCCAGAAGCUAAAAUACAAUCAGUUUAAAGGUCUAAAUCAACUCACCUGGCUCUAUCUAGACCAUAACCACAUCAGCAAUAUUGAUGAAAACGCUUUCAAUGGAAUACGCAGGCUAAAAGAGUUGAUUCUGAGUUCCAACAGAAUUGCCUUUUUUCUUAAUAACACCUUCAGACCGGUGACAAAUCUCCGGAACUUGGAUCUGUCAUAUAAUCAGCUGCAGUCUCUGGGGUCUGAACAAUUCAGGGGCUUAAGGAAGCUGCUGAGUUUACAUUUGCGGUCCAAUUCCCUGAGAACAAUCCCUGUCCGAAUUUUCCAGGACUGUCGGAACCUCGAACUCUUAGACCUGGGCUACAACAGGAUCCGGAGUUUAGCCAGGAAUGUCUUUGCUGGCAUGAUCAGGCUGAAAGAGCUUCACCUGGAGCACAAUCAGUUUUCUAAGCUCAACUUGGCACUUUUUCCGAGGCUCGUCAGCCUUCAGAACCUUUAUUUACAAUGGAAUAAAAUCAGCGUUAUAGGGCAAACCAUGUCCUGGACCUGGAGCUCCUUACAAAGGCUCGAUUUAUCUGGCAACGAAAUCGAAGCUUUCAGCGGCCCCAGCGUUUUCCAGUGUGUGCCCAAUUUGCAGCGCCUCAACCUGGAUUCCAACAAGCUCACGUUCAUUGGUCAAGAGAUUUUGGAUUCUUGGAUAUCUCUCAAUGACAUCAGCCUCGCUGGGAAUAUAUGGGAAUGCAGCAGAAACAUUUGUUCCCUGGUAAACUGGCUCAAAAGUUUCAAAGGGCUGAGGGAAAAUACAAUUAUCUGUGCCAGCCCCAAAGAGCUGCAAGGGGUGAAUGUUAUUGAUGCCGUGAAAAAUUUCAGCAUCUGUGGCAAAAGUACUACAGAGAGGUUUGAAUUGCCACGGGCGCUCCCAAAGCCAACCUUUAAACCCAAAGUCCUCAGGCCGAAGCAUGACAGCCAACCGCCGCCACCCACCACCGUGGAGGCCACCGAAGUCAGCUCAGCGCCUGAGCAUGACACGGAACACAUCUCGUUCCACAAAAUCAUCGCAGGGAGCGUGGCUCUGUUCUUGUCGGUGCUCGUGAUCCUGCUGGUGAUCUACGUGUCGUGGAAGCGUUACCCUGCCAGCAUGAAGCAGCUGCAGCAGCGUUCUCUCAUGCGACGGCACCGGAAAAAGAAGCGGCAGUCACUGAAGCAGAUGACUCCCACCACGCAGGAGUUUUAUGUCGACUAUAAGCCAACUAACACAGAGACCAGCGAGAUGCUGCUGAAUGGGACGGGACCCUGCACGUAUGGCAAGGCAGGGUCCAGGGAAUGUGAGAUACCUUUAUCUAUGAAUGUGUCAACGUUUCUUGCAUAUGAUCAGCCCACGAUAAGUUACUGUGGUGUCCAUCAUGAACUUCUUGCUCAUAAGCCCUAUGAAACAAAUGCACAGGAAGAAACAAUUGAGACACAUUUAGAGACUGAUCUGGAUCUGAGCACAAUCACAACAGCAGCCCGAAAUCAGUGAUCACACUCAGCUGGCGUAUGAAGUGCAGCCCAGAGUUGCCACCCAAUUUUUAUUUCACAUGAAGGAUGAAAUGAAGAAGAUUUCUUCAGCGAUGGAUUCCAAAAUUCCUGUUCCGUUUCAAAAAUAAAUAAAAGGAAUUACACAUUCAGACGCAGAGUAUUUCAAGUCUACAAUUUGUAAUUAGCUAAGUUGUGCAGUAUUUUUUGACUUUAAAAACAGAGUAUGAUCCUUAAAAUAAAUCUUUUUUCAAAACUCAUCCUACCUACCUGUAAAAAAAAGAAAAACACUGUACAGAUCUAAUGUAUUUUUUCAUAUUGUAAAGUUUCAAUAUACUGAGAUGUACUGGUAUGUACAGGACCAUGGUUUAAUUACAUCUUACUUUACAAAUUUCAGUUUCUAAAAUUUUAAAUUAACAAAAGUUAUAUCUUGUGUUAUAUUCAAAGUUUCUCGGUUUUGUAGGAACUGUUUUGUUACUGCUUUUAUGCCCAGGAAAA
Messenger RNA from Elgaria multicarinata webbii, 2745 nucleotides. It is a transcript of the gene LRRTM3, whose product is annotated as leucine rich repeat transmembrane neuronal 3. The record is from RefSeq and is a predicted model, not a curated record. The coding region runs from base 527 to 2251 and encodes 574 amino acids. Gene Ontology annotation, molecular function: protein binding. Gene Ontology annotation, cellular component: extracellular matrix. Lineage: Eukaryota; Metazoa; Chordata; Lepidosauria; Squamata; Anguidae. The transcript has 3 exons.